AUGCCAUUUUUCGCACCACACAGGGUCAAUGAAUCAGACCAUCAACUUCUAGUGAUGGGGCAGGGAACCGUUGCAGUGACCGCCAAUGCUGAAAAGAUAUCAUUCAGCUUCAAGACAAAGACCGAGAAGGGCCACACAUUGACACUGGAAGUGCGCGAAUCGAUCAUUGAUUGCUUUAUCGUGGUCGACGGCAAGAGGAGUUCGAAAAAGUCUGAUUCGAUCAAAUGGGAAAAGCUGAGAGAAGGUGACCUCCGGCUGCUUGAAAAGGGUGUCCUAAUGCCUUAUUGGGUCUCAUUUGAUAACGUUCACGGUGUCAUCUGUUAUGGGAAGUACUCUGUCAACAGGAAAAUGGCAAUUCUCCAAGCGAAUCUGAAAUGCGAGCUUAAUGGGAUUGUGUGUUGGAUGGGCGAUCACCAAUGGAUGGAUGCACUGGAAAAUGUUCAAGUUCAGGUCUGGCACGAUGCUUCAGCUCAAAGCAUUCCCAAGAUCAAGAUACACAGACUUCCGGUAUUCGAUGUACCUGCAAUCGUUCUGCCAGGCUUCGACACGCUUGGCGGCCUUGAGAGCGGUCACCAUGCAGCGCUAUCGGAUCUACCAAGAGCAUGCCAAGAUCUCUACCAAACUAUACAAAGCAUCUCCCUGGCCUCGGAGUUUCCAGACUUCGCCAACGCAGUUCACCGCAGCGUUAGUAUAAAAGGUCUGAUUGGUCACACCUUGUUGACGAUGAAGGCGACUACAUUCUCAGCUGCAGGAAAUUUCCUAAGCACCUACCUUCGCAUCACACUUGGUCAAAAUAUAGGCAAUUCUCCUGGGAUCCCCAACGUCUUGGAGAUCUGGCCCGCGGGCCACUUCUCCCCAAUUCACGACCAUGGAGACUCUCAUGCAAUCAUCAAGGUUCUACACGGAGAGAUCGAGGUAAGUAACUACGAUUCCGUAACUGGACGCCGUCGUCCUCAACAAAUUGGUGAUCCGUUGAUACUGAAGACUGGGGAUGUGACUUGGAUUGGGCCAGAGAACUAUCAGAUCUACAGACUGCACAAUAAGUUUAACGAUGUAUGCAUUACGUUACAAUGCUAUCGGUAUGAUGAGGCAACGAACUACCAUCAUAACAAAUUCAGAUGGGUGGAAGAAAAUGCUCAAGAAGCUGAAGUCGAGCGCAGAAUUGGUCCCGAGCACGUUUUCGACUUUGUGCCGAACGGGGAUAUGACAUAUACAGAUUUCUGCGAAAGCAUACAGGAGGAGUGGAACUCCUACCAACAGACUUUACCUCAUCGGUGGAACGUCGCCAGAUCACAGCGCCUUAUGACAACACGAUAGGCA
Mollisia scopiformis is the source of this 1320-nucleotide messenger RNA. RefSeq lists its product as uncharacterized. The transcript has 3 exons. The coding region runs from base 1 to 1317 and encodes 438 amino acids. NCBI's taxonomy places the organism in Eukaryota, Fungi, Ascomycota, Leotiomycetes, Helotiales, Mollisiaceae. The record is from RefSeq and is a predicted model, not a curated record. Gene Ontology annotation, molecular function: iron ion binding; oxidoreductase activity, acting on single donors with incorporation of molecular oxygen, incorporation of two atoms of oxygen.